UUCUAGAACCAUUUCCUUCUAUCUGUUCCCCUCAUGCAAAAUACAAGUUGUCUAAGUUUAAGCUUUGCAUCAGUGAAUUCUACUUCCUGAUUUAGCGCCUCAUCAAUUCCUUAUUCUUGCCAGGUUUUGUGGUUUCUGACUCUAGGCCAUUGCCGUUCACUUAGCUUCCCAAUGAUAGAAACCAGAAAGAAAAUUGCCAGCUUUCCACUCCAGCCUGGAUUGGAUGAUUUGUGGCUCAAGGGAUGUGGGCUUGUUUAGGAAGAGAUAAUCUUCCCAUUAACAAACUGGAUUGGUGUCUGGAAGUAUGUAGCUUACUGUGAAAUUUCAAAUAAGCAAUUCCUAUUUCAAUAUUCCAGGGAUGCGGGAUUUGAAGAUUCCCUGCGUAGAAGCUCAGCUACACAUCUUGACCAAAUUGUUGGAUCAGGACAAUAAUGGGACCAUUGAUUACAUUGAAUUAGGUGCGGGACUUGACAAUGCUAGGUGUCUUCAAAGUAACAGUGAAGAGAAUGAGGAGGAGGAUGAAUCAAAAGAGGUAGAAGGAAUCAGUGACAGAGUUACAAUAAGAAAAGACGAAGAGGAAUGUGAAACAAGAAAGGAAGCAGAAGCUUGUCUGUCGGUUACAAAGGAGGUUUUGACUCAUUGCCCAGGUUGCCAUUUGGGACUCAGGAAAUAUGCACAAUUCUCUGAAUCCAGGUAUAUUUCUGUAGAACUCCGGCUCAUAAUCUUCAACAACAUGAAAACCCAUCCAGGUCAUUUUCAAGAAGUAGUAUUUUCCCAAAUGAAAGUGUAUGGUCUGAUCGGUCGGAUCCAGGAGCAUACUGGUAUUGCCAGCAACAAACUCAGCAUCUUCAAAGACCAGUCCUACUCCCAGGAGUCGCUGCUGCCCCUAGACCUGUCCUUGGAGGAAUGUGGUUUCCGUAGUGGACCUCACCAUUCUCCCCCUACAGUCCUUCUCUACUAUGAUUACAGCAUCGAGUUUAGCGAUUGCCCAAUUUUAAACUGUGACUAUUAUUUCACCAUGAGAAAGCUGUGAUGGCUUCUUAUGCUGGAUAUUUGGGACAGGCCCACAGCUAGCACAAUAAAGAGUCACAAAGAGACACAUCUGAUUCCCAGGAUCGACUGUGGUUCGGCAGAUAACAAUCUCAUUCAGGCUUGGGCUGACAAGUGGUAACUAACAUUUGAACCACACAAAUGCCAGGCAAUGGCCAUCUCCGAUAAGAGACAAUCUAAUCACUGUCCCUUGACAUCCAACAGUGUUAACAUCCCUGAAUCCCCCAUGAUCAACAUCCUUGGGGUUACCAUUGACCAGAAAUUCAACUAGAGUCAACAUAUUAAUACAAUGGAUAUAUGGGCAGGUCAGAGGCUAGGAAUUCUGCAGCGAGUAACCCCACCUCCUGACUCCCCAAAGCCUGUCCACUAUCUACCAGGAACAAGUCAGAAGUGUGAUGGAAUACUCCCCACUUGCCUGGAUGGGGGCAGCUCCAACAACACUUGAGAAGCUCAACACCAUCCAGGACAAAGCAGCCUCUUGAUUGGCACCACAUCCACAAGCAUCCACUCCCUUCACCACCGACGCUCAGUAGCAGCAGUGUGUACCAUCUACAAGAUGCACUGCAGAAAUUCACCAAAGAUCCUCAGGCAGCACCUUCCAAACCCACGACCACUUCCACCAAGAAGGACAAGGGCAGCAGGUGCAGGUGUCCAGGGCAAGUCUGUACCCUACCGUUUUGGAGAUAAUGAGGCCAAUAUGUCAUGGCAUAAUUCUAUCGAGACUCUCAGUUAAAUACUUGAGCACAAGUCAAGACCUAACUGUCAAAAUUAAUUCUUAUGGAGUCAAACAAUGGUGCAAGACUGCAAUUAAUAUUGCUGCUACACGAAUAAAGGCAAGUGAUGUCCAGGAAUGGGACACGUUACUUCUCCCACUACGUUGUUUACAAGCAUUUCCUCAGGGCUGAUACUGCAUAGGUUAUAUACAGCGUAAAGCUCCCUCUACACUGUCCCAAACAGCCAGAGUUAGAUACACUGACCCGAUCUCAGAAAAGCUUCCUUACUGUGUUGGCAUGACAUGAAUCCGAUACUCAUACCAGCUAUCAUGUAGACUCUGUUAGAGAUCAAUACUGUGCUGUGGGCCCAUGCUGAAGAGGAACUGCUCUUUAAAAAUACUUCUCUGUCAAGAAAAUAAUUAACAGCAGCUCUGACUUUUAAAAAUAUAAGCACCUGCCCAAAUAUCUAAACAUUCAUUUCAAAGCCUGUCUCUCUCAAUCCAUUGAAAUGUGAAAUAUACUGUCCUGUCAUCUAUACGUCUCUUUAUAAUAUAUACUCUAUAUAAUAUAAUUUUAUUUCUUAAAAUACACUUGUCAGUAUUCCAUUCAAAAAUACUGUACAAAAAAAGGACCUUUAUAAUUCUCUCUAUAAACGUUAACAUCAUAUAGAAUAUCUCUUCUUUUGGUGGCCAGAAUAUAGGUACAAAUGGAGAUUAACCACCUUACAUGGCAACCCCAUUGUUUCUGGUAAUUCUGCACCGACCAUCACUACAUUCAUCAGAAAAUAUCCACAUACCAAAUGGCCUUCAAAACCUCAAUUGUUUAUAUGUAUAUAAAAAAAAGAUAAAGAGAUCUUUUUGACCCUUCA
Messenger RNA from Rhincodon typus (whale shark), 2631 nucleotides. RefSeq lists its product as uncharacterized. The coding region runs from base 359 to 1033 and encodes 224 amino acids. Lineage: Eukaryota; Metazoa; Chordata; Chondrichthyes; Orectolobiformes; Rhincodontidae. The record is from RefSeq and is a predicted model, not a curated record. The transcript is spliced from 4 exons.